UGCCCUUUCGUGGGAAUUCAUUCGACCUCGAACACCUCAGACCAUCAUCAUGUCUGGCAUUCCCAAUCACUCGAACCGCAUCGUGCCGCGUACGCACGGGCUCAAAGAAACCGGCUCAUGCUUUGACACGACCGAAGUGCCGCCGCCUCGGCGAAAACACCACGACGAGUCGGCCCAAGACCCGGAUCUGGUCCGGGCGUUCUCCUUGUCCAAGCCCAUCCGCAAGGAAACUACUGACCAAUUCCUGCGCAAAGGCACAGGGUAUGGGGGGCUCGCCGACUCGGAGCGCACCCACAAGCGCGACGAACUCGUGCCAAUCAGCCCCCGCAAGGAAAAGCAUCAGCCGGGGGCCUUCAAGGAGCGCUACAACCCCCCCGACACGUCCUUUCGCAAGUUUUACGAACGGGGGGACCUCCCGAUUCAGAUCGACCACGGCGGCGUCAAGAACCUCGUGGCGUGGAAGGUCAACAUCACCAAGUUGGACUUUCACCAUUACUUGCCUAUAUUUUUCGACGGACUCCGCGAAAUCGAAGAACCGUACGCGUUCUUGUCCGAGCAGGGUAUCAAGGACAUGAUGGUCAACGCCAGCUCCAAAGUACUGCCUGUGAUCCCGCAGCUCAUCAUCCCCAUCAAAAAUGCACUCAAUACCCGACGGGGGGGCAUCAUUGUCAAGACCUUGCACAUUUUGCAGCUUAUGGUCACGUGCGACAAGAAGCCGGGCGCCGAUGGUCUCAACGCGCCUGGCCUGAUCGGACAAGCGCUGGUGCCGUACUAUCGCCAGAUUCUGCCCAUUUUGAACAUUUUUAUUCGCAAGAACGACAAUUUGGGCGACGGAAUCGAUUAUGCGCAGCGAAAGCAAGAAAAUCUGGGUGACCUCAUCCAGCAAACCCUCGAAACGUUCGAGUCGAACGGCGGUGACGAUGCCUUCAUUAACAUCAAGUACCUCGUGCCCACGUACCAAAGCGUGUGCGUCGGAUGAGACGCAUUGGACAGGACCGGUCUCGCCUUGCAUCAUAUUUCAAUGAAUAAAUCGCCAUUUUAAAUAGUCUACAAAUGUGC
Messenger RNA from Aphanomyces astaci, 1059 nucleotides. RefSeq lists its product as hypothetical. The record is from RefSeq and is a predicted model, not a curated record. The transcript has 5 exons. Gene Ontology annotation, molecular function: Hsp70 protein binding; Hsp90 protein binding. Bases 50 to 979 code for a protein of 309 amino acids. Lineage: Eukaryota; Oomycota; Saprolegniomycetes; Saprolegniales; Verrucalvaceae.